Pantherophis guttatus is the source of this 3438-nucleotide messenger RNA. It is a transcript of the gene PLAT, whose product is annotated as plasminogen activator, tissue type. The record is from RefSeq and is a predicted model, not a curated record. Lineage: Eukaryota; Metazoa; Chordata; Lepidosauria; Squamata; Colubridae. Gene Ontology annotation, cellular component: extracellular region. Gene Ontology annotation, biological process: plasminogen activation; smooth muscle cell migration; platelet-derived growth factor receptor signaling pathway. Gene Ontology annotation, molecular function: serine-type endopeptidase activity.
AGAGCCUCCGCCCUCCGGCAGCAGUUUUAAGCCGGAGCCCCGGCUGAGCUCCGGCAUCCGAGCACCGGCAGCCAGCGAGCGAGCUUACCGGAGGCAUCCACGGCAGAAAGGCAGGGGUUUUCUUGCUCGCUGAAAGGGAACAAAAUGAGCCUGAGACAGACCUUUCUCUUCUUUCUUCUGGCGGGAGCCAUCGCCGUGCUGCAAUGCCAGGAAUGGCUUGUACGCAUUACCCAAAGUGGCCAAGCAAGUCAACUAAGAAGAGUUACAGGCAGAUGCAGAGACCCCUACACCAGACAGACCUACAACCGGAAGGAGAGUUGGCUCCGCCGAGUCAAAGAGAGAACGGAAUAUUGCCGGUGUGAGAACAGUCGCGUCCUCUGCCAUGCAGUACCUGUCACAGGCUGCAUCAAGCCACUUUGCCUCAAUGGGGGCCGUUGCCAGAAAGCCUUGUAUUCCCCCAACCUUUUCAUUUGCUUCUGCCCGCCGGGCUUCUCGGGGAAGUUCUGUGAAAUUGAUACCAGAGCUGUGUGUUACCAGGAUACAGGGGACACAUACAGGGGGACAUGGAGCACAACGGAGAGCGGUGCGGACUGUGUGAACUGGAAGACCAAAGCUUUGCGGUUGAAACGGUUCCAUGCGGAUAGUCCAGACGCCUUGCAGUUGGGGCUUGGUGAUCACAAUUAUUGCCGAAAUCCAGAUAAAAGCUCAAAACCCUGGUGCUACGUUCUUAAAAAAAAUAUGUACGUCUGGGAAUAUUGCAGCAUUACGUCCUGCACCGACGAAAAAAAUUCCUGCGUUUUGGGAAGAGGCACCGACUAUCGGGGCAGCCAUCACCAAACAGCAUCUGGGGUGACGUGUCUCAGAUGGGACUCCCACAUCCUUGACAAGAAAGUUUACAACGCCUUCCACCCCAAUGCCCAUAUUCUGGGCCUCAGCAGCCACAACUACUGCAGGAAUCCUGACAAUGACACUCAGCCGUGGUGCCAUAUAUUCAAGAAUGGAGUGACAAAAUGGGAACGUUGUGACGUGCCCGCCUGCUCCACUUGUGGGCUAAGGAAGCACAAAGUGGCGGAGAUCCAGAUCAAAGGAGGUGCCUACUCAUAUAUUGAGUCCCACCCGUGGCAGGCGGGCAUUUUCGUGAAGAACCGAGGUGCCGAAGGUUAUCACUGCGGUGGCAUCCUCAUCAAUUCCUGCUGGAUCCUCUCAGCAGCUCACUGCUUUACAGGCUGGAGCAUUGACCCCCGACGCCUCAAAGUUGUCCUGGGCCGGACGUUCCGUGUGAAAUCAUCCGUCACAGAGCAGAUCUUCCAAGUGGAGAGAUACAUUACACACGAGAAGUACAACUCCAGGACUUUGGAUAAUGACAUCGCCCUGCUGAAGUUGAAAAGCCAAUCCGAAAACUGUGCCACAGAAACUGACAGCGUCCGUCCUGUUUGUCUCCCCAAUGCUGGACUCCAGUUGCCCGAAUGGACGGAAUGUGAGGUGUCCGGAUACGGCAAGCACGAAGUGUCUUCGCCUUUCCACUCAGAACGUCUGAAGGAAGGACACGUGAGGCUCUAUCCAGACAGCUUCUGUACCUCCGCACGACUUGCAAACAGGACUGUCACCGAGAAUAUGUUGUGCGCAGGGGAUACCCGACAACUUCACGACGCCUGCCAGGGUGACUCCGGAGGCCCCCUGGUUUGUCUGAACGAUGGCCGCAUGAAGUUAAUUGGUAUCAUCAGCUGGGGGGUGGGUUGUGGCAAGAAAAACACGCCGGGGGUUUACACACGAGUGGUUCGCUACCUGAACUGGAUCCAAAAGAACGUGCGUAACUGAGUCCUUUGGGGCUUCCUUGCAUCAGGGAAUCACACAUUGGAAACUGGGCUGGGAAGCCGGUGUCAUUCAUGAGGAGGACACACCCUUUGCGCGGUGCCUCUCUCCUGCAACAACGAGUUCGAGGUCUGUGCGGCUGUGCUUAGGAACCAGACCAAAACAAUAGCGUUGUGUUUUUUCAAGCAGCAUUUCUACACCUACCUAAGACCGGAUGCUUACAAGUAAUCCUCGUCUUGGGACCGCAACGGAGCCCGGAAUUUCUGUUGCUAAGCGAGACAGUUAAGUGAAUUUUGCCCCAUUUUAAGAUUAUUCUGGCCACGAUUGUUAAGUGAAUCAUCCCAGUUGUUAAGUUAGUAACCCAGUUAAGUGGAUCUGGCUUCCCUCCCCCCCUUGACUCUGCUUGUCAGAAGGACACAAAAGGGGAUGAUGUAACUCUGGGACACUGCAACCGUCAUAAAUAUGAGUCAGUUCUGAAUUUUGAUCAUGUGACCAUGGGGAUGCUGCAAUGGUCAUGUGAAAAAGAGUCAAAAGGCACUUUUUUUCAGUGCUGCUGUAACUUUGAUCAUUAAACUAAUUGUUGUAAGUUGAGGAUUACUGUAUUUUUCGGAGUAUAAGAUGGACCUUUUCCCCCCAAAAAUGAGGGUGAAAAUCUGGGUGUUUCUUAUACUCCACCCAGUAUGUAGCCCCCCCCCGGCUUCUCAAAUGGAGGUUUUAGAGGCUGAAAAAAGCAUCAGAAACGAAGCUUUAGAAAAAAAGGUCCCAGAGCUUCAGAAAAAAAAGCCUCCUAGGAGAGCUUCAGAAAAAAAGCCUCCAAACAGAGCUUCAGAAAAAAAAGCCUCCUAGGAGAGCUUCAGAAAAAAAAGCCUCCAAACAGAGCUUCAGAAAAAGAAGCCCCCAAAUAGAGCUUCAGAAAAGAAGCCCCCAAACAGAGCUUCAGAGGCUUUUUUUCUGAAGUUCUGUUUCGGAGGCUUUCAGAGGCAGGAAAAAAAGCAAGGCACAGAGCUCACAACCAAGGAACCUGUUGCUAAAAUUCACCUCUGGGAACAGCUGAUUGCGGGUAUUCUGGGAGGCCGAUCCACCUGCCAAUCAGCUUUUUUCUUAUUUUCCUCCCCAAAAACUAAGGUGCGUCUUAUACUCGGAAAAAUACGGUACCUGUAUUUGUUACAACAUCUGAGCAUUGCUCUGCCUCUAUUCUUCUUGAAAAGUCCUGCUUUGGGAGACUUUGAGUAGAUGGGCCUGGGCUGGCCUUGGGCUCCCUCACAUAUGCCUCCCCUAGUUGAUUUUUUGAAAAAAAAUCAUCUUUCUGUAAAUUAAGGGAAGCAUUUCAAGGUCUUUUCUACAAAACUGAAGAAAUCCUUGAGAGGAAACCAAAUCGUAGAAUUAAUUGCUAACAUUUUUUUAUAUAUAUAUAUAUUUAAAGGAGGAAUCGCUAAUCACUGAGCACCCCUCUCUCCGUAAAACUUCAAAGACUAUUUUUAUACUCUGUAAAUAUUCCACGUUUUCUGUAUAAAAUCAAAACUCCACUUCCCGAUGUGCAGAGUGACAAGAGGUGUCUUCUGCUAUCCAGAAGACUAUUGGGAAUCAUCUCCAGUAUGUUUUAAUGCAUUAAACUAUUUUAAGUUA